AUUCUGAGUGCUGCCCCAGAGUUCGCAGCGCCCGGGUCCUGCGUCGCAGGUGGGCACCCUGGUGGCGGCGGCCCCCUGCCGAAGGCGCAGCCGGGGAGCACCGAGACCAUCGGGGGUUUGCGCGCGUGGUCCUCUUGCAGCGGGGCGCCGGCCCCGAGCUCGGCUCGGGUCCCUGGAGACGCGUGUCCGCCUCCUGCACCGGGGCGCCGGGUCGUGGGGUCCCUUCAGCCGCGCCUGUGGUUCUGGACUCGGUCCCAAGCCAGGGAAGGGGCGUCCCAGACCCGGGAGGGGACCCUCCGCGGAGGCACAGUGUCACUGUCAUAGUUACAGCACAUGUCUUGAGCCAUGAAGAGGUUUUUGUUAUUAUAUGCUACCCAGCGAGGACAAGCAAAGGCCAUAGCAGAAGAAAUAAGCGAGCAGGCUGUGGCACAAGGGUUUUCUGCAGAUCUCCACUGCAUUAGUGAGUCGGCUGAGUAUGAUCUAAAAACGGAAAGAGCUCCUCUCGUCCUCGUGGUUUCUACCACAGGCACUGGAGACCCACCUGACACGGCCCGAAAGUUUGUUAAAGAAAUACAGGACAAGACACUGCCUGCUGAUUUCCUUGCUCAUCUGCGGUAUGGAUUAUUGGGUUUGGGUGAUUCCGAAUAUACAUACUUCUGUAAUGGAGGGAAAAUAAUUGAUAAACGACUUCAGGAGCUUGGAGCCCGGCAUUUCUAUGACACUGGACAUGCAGACGACUGUGUAGGUUUGGAACUUGUGGUUGAGCCAUGGAUUGCUGGACUCUGGGCUGCCCUCAGGAAGCAUUUUAGGUCAAGUGGAGGACAAGGGGAAGUGAGCGGAGCUCUCCCAAGGACAUCGAAGGCCUCCUUGAGCCCAGAUCCUGGGAAGCCAGCACUGCUGCACAUUGAGUCACAAGUCGAGCUUCUGAGACUAGCUGAUUCAGGAAGACAGCAUGCAGAGGUUUUGGAACAAAAUGAAACGAAUAGAGGUCAAACGAGUGCUUUGAUUGAAGACUUCGAGUCCUCACUGGUCCGCUCGAAACCCCCACUCUCACAAGCCUCUCUGAGUAUUCCUGCUUUACCCCCAGAGUAUUUACAAGUGCAUCUACAGGAGUCUUUGGACCAGGAGGAAAGCCCAGCGUCUGUGGCUUCAGCAGAGCCAGUUUUUCAAGUUCCAAUUUCAAAGGCAGUCCAGCUUACUACAGGUGACGCCGUGAAAACCACCCUGCUGCUGGAACUGGACAUUUCCAAAACCGACUUUUCCUAUCAGCCUGGAGAUGCCUUCAGUGUGAUCUGUCCGAACAGUGAGUCUGAGGUUCAGAACCUGCUCCACAGACUGCAGCUCACUGAUAAGCGAGAGCACUGUGUCCUCCUGAAAAUCAAGGCAGACACCAAGAAGAAAGGAGCUGCCUUGCCCCAGCAUAUUCCUGAGAGGUGUUCUCUCCAGUUCCUUCUCACCUGGUGUCUUGAAAUACGUGCUGUUCCUAAAAAGGCUUUUUUGCGGGCCCUUGUGGACUGUACCAGCGACAGUGCUGAGAAGCGGAGGCUGCAGGAGCUGUGCAGUAAGCAGGGAGCCCUGGACUACAGCCGCUUCGUGCGCGACGCUGGUGCCUGCUUGUUGGACCUCCUGCUGGCCUUCCCGUCCUGCCAGCCACCGCUCAGUCUCCUGCUCGAACAUCUUCCUAAACUCCAGCCCAGGCCGUAUUCAUGUGCAAGCUCAGGCCUGUUUCACCCGGGAAAGCUUCACUUUAUUUUUAACGUCGUGGAGUUCACCUCUGGCGCCACAGGUGUGGUUUUGCGGAGGGGCGUGUGCACAGGCUGGCUGGCCACACUGGUUGCCUCGAUUCUCCAGCCAAACACUCAGGCGUCACCUGCAGAUGGCAGAGAAGCCCUGGCUCCUAAGAUCUCCAUCUCUCCUCGGGCGACAAGCUCCUUCCACCUGCCGGCAGACCAAUCCACUCCCCUCGUCAUGGUGGGCCCCGGAACCGGCAUAGCCCCCUUCAUUGGAUUCCUGCAGCACAGAGAGAAACUACAAGAAAAACAUCCGGAGGGAAAUUUUGGAGCAACGUGGUUGUUUUUCGGCUGCAGACAUAAGGACAGGGACUAUUUAUUCAGAGAAGAGCUCAGGCGUUUCCUGAAGCGCGGGGUCCUGACUCAGCUGAAGGUCUCCUUCUCGAGAGAUGCUGCCCUGCAGGAGGAGGAAGCCCCCGUCAAGUACGUGCAGGACAGCCUCCAGCUUCACAGCCAGCAGGUGGCCAGGAUGCUGCUCCUCGAGCGGGGCUGCCUGUACGUGUGCGGGGAUGCUAAGAAUAUGGCCAAGGAUGUAAAUGAUGCCCUUGUGGAAAUAAUCAGCAGAGAGGCUGGAGUUGACAAACUAGAAGCAAUGAAAACUUUGGCAACUUUAAAAGAAGAAAAACGGUAUCUUCAGGACAUUUGGUCAUAAAAGUGGAGAUUAAAGGAAAACAAGCAUUUUUGGCUGAAAAUACUGAACAGCAAUUUUACCAAAGCCGAGAUCUUAAAUUUUAAAUUUUUAAUUUUUGAGACUGUUUCUUGGAGGAGGUGGGGUAGAGAGCGAUCACUUGGCAUAGGGAGGGAAGCUGAUGUGAUCUUAUGCAUCUCCCACCCACUCCCCUCCGGUGUCUGUGACCCUCACCAAAGUGCCCACAGCUGAGGAGUGACCCUGACCUGUUCACGGAUGUCUGCGCCGGGAGACCGUGCCCCUUCACGGGCUCCUCGACUGUGUGCGAGGGCUUCCAGGGGCUGCGUCUGCGCCGUCGGACUCAGUGCUUAGCGCCUGUGGACUUAUCUUGCCAAUGGUUUUUUAAAUAAUGGAAAAAUAAUUUAUCGCUUUUUAUGAAGUAUAAUCAUAAAGAAUAUUCAUAUAUAUUUAAAUUACACAUGUAGAGUAUGUCUGUUGCAUGUUUAUGUAACUAUCAAAUGGUUGCUUAUUAUCAAAACUAUUUCUGAUAAAAAUAUUUUAAGGUAAUCCCCUAUAAUGUUAUUUAUGGUGCUAGAAAUGUGAAAUAUAUUUUGAAAUUCUACUGUGAUCUCUGGUGUUUUCUAUCACAGUUAUUUUUAAUAUUACAGUUCCAGAUCCAGGAACUGCCAUUGCAGUUAAUUUCCAGAUGCCGGCAUGUGCCCGUUUUGAUAAAGUGACAGCCUUUUCUUUCUCCUCACCCACUCCUUUCCUUUCCGCUCCUCUUGGCAUGUGUCUUGGAGGAGGUAGUUCAGGGAGUGGAUCACUCAGCGAUGGCACCAGCAAGUUUUCCCACGAUUGGCUUCGCCUCCCCGAUGUCACUGAACUGUUGCCUAGGCUUAAAAUACUGACUUUGUUACUAGCCUUGUAUAAAUUCUCUCUUAAAAUUUACCAAAACAAUAAAAAAAAAGUACAGGGUAUAAUAAACUUUCCUCCUGGGCUGUAGUACUUACUUUUAUUUAAUAGCUUAGCAUUAUAACCAAAUCUCUGUCAAAGACCGCAGGUUAUUUUGAGAAAUAAAGAAUCUGGAAAACAAGUAGCAUAAAUUGUGACAUAUGCAAUGUAAAUUGCUAAUUAUAUUCUCUGAUUUUGUAUAUUUCACUUUCAUCAUUUAAUAUUUUAUAUGCAAUGUAAUAGAAACCAAUUUGAAAAACAAGGGGUUGGAAACAUACCAGGCGAAUACAAUGCUGUGCACAUAAUUAUAUGCACAGGUUGUACACGUAACCAAGAUGAGACUUGAGGCAAGACAUUAAAAGGGACAAAGGGCAGUGCUCCUUAGUAAUAGCUGCUGGAAAGUGCAACAGGCGGGAACUUGCAUCUGCCUGCCAGUGUCAAUGUAAAUCCAUGACCCAGAGCUGAUCCACAAGGAGGGCCUGACAGAUGGUCGGUCAGAGUUGCUUUUGAAGACCUACACGAGCCAGUUUCUUUGCAGAAUAUUCAGGUUAUUGUAGAUCCUGUUGGACAACAAAUUUAGGUGAUAUUGAUCAACUGUUCCUAUAGCCUUGCCAACUGAAAUGCAACUACACAUAAAGAUGUUUAUUGAACAAAGAUUCAUGAGGCAUCAGACAGUCCAACAACCCAUUGUAUAAGCUUGAUGAAACUUCAUCUGACUUGAGGUGAUCCCACCACAUUGAUUCAAGACCAGCUAUUCUGUGGACAGGAUUUGUUGCUCUUAUCACCAUGAGCCAUCCUCUAACCCAGGAGCUACUUCAGAGGUAGACCUCAGGCACCAGCCCCUGAGCCUUGCUAGAUAGUUUUUGAUUUGUUUAUGUAAGGGUGGGGAGUACUCUAAAUUAUCAUAUCCAAUUUCCAUCCCUUAGAUUUCACUGGUGUUAACAGGCCAUUUUCUAAUGCUUAUUCCAAAAGUCACUGUUGUAGCCAUUAUUUUCAACAUUAAUCAUGCUGAUCAGAGAUUAUAUGACCAGAGGAGCAUAUUGUGGUCAAUUCUGCAAUAUGGCUGUCCUGAUUCGUGUGCCGCCGUGGUAGAGGAUGCCCAUCUGUGGCACAGACCUGGAGUGUGUAUGAAAUGUACUAAAUCAUGAGAUAAUAAGAGAAUUUGGGUUUCGCCACAAGCAAACUAAAUACGCUGCAUCCAACAAACUGGGUGCCCAGGUUGUACGUUGAUUUCUUAAACACUUGAAACAUUUUAAAAACUGACCAUGGAUUGGGCCAUGAAGGCAGACUUAAAUUGCAUAAACUACGACAUUGUUUACUGACUUAGAUAAGUCAAGGCCACAAUGAAGAAUUUUAAAUACAUGCAAAGGAUUAAGGAUUUGGAGUAUUAAAUAUAUACAUGGAUGCAGGCAAAUCAAUACCCAGGGGGAUCUGUUGCACAAGUAUUUGAGCCUGUUCUGCCAGAUACUGCUCAGUGCUUGGGUACACCAUGCAUGCAGCAGAUGACAGCUGUUCUGGGGGCUUAAGUUCUUAGUUGAAGGAGAGAGGUGAAAUAAUGACAGGUGCAUAAGUCACAUGGUAUCUGAGGAGGUGGUAAAUGCUUU
Sciurus carolinensis (gray squirrel) is the source of this 4973-nucleotide messenger RNA. RefSeq names its product 5-methyltetrahydrofolate-homocysteine methyltransferase reductase (gene Mtrr). Gene Ontology annotation, molecular function: flavin adenine dinucleotide binding; [methionine synthase] reductase (NADPH) activity; FMN binding. The transcript is spliced from 15 exons. The coding region runs from base 346 to 2442 and encodes 698 amino acids. Gene Ontology annotation, biological process: homocysteine metabolic process. NCBI's taxonomy places the organism in Eukaryota, Metazoa, Chordata, Mammalia, Rodentia, Sciuridae. Gene Ontology annotation, cellular component: cytosol. The record is from RefSeq and is a predicted model, not a curated record.